AUGGCCCAACACCUGAAAGACAAAGAAGCCUACCAAAGACUCAACUAUCUUUACCAGGCUGCACAUUGUGUUUUAUCCCAAAACCCCAAAAAUGUGGAACUCGCCCGCUUCUACUGUUUCACACAGAAAACAAUUGCAAAACGUUUGGUACUCCGACAAGACCCAUCAGUAAAGAGAACUUUAUGCAAAAAGUGCUGUUCAUUGCUCAUUCCCGGUGUAACAGCUACAACAAGACAAAGAAGGAAAAAAGGAAAGACCCGCUUCACGGUUGUGAGGUGUCUCAGUUGUGGCCAGAGCAAGACCCUGCUGAACAAUCCAGAUCACUGUUUAUGGGCGGACCGACCCGAGGCACAGCUGGAGCAGCAAAAACAGCCAGAUCCAGUCACGUCGGCUGAAAGUCAACCCAAACAUCCAAAACAUCCAAAGCCUGAUGGAUCACAGUCUUCUAAACCUGGUGCAGCUCAAACCUCUGCCUGCACAUAG
Messenger RNA from Menidia menidia (Atlantic silverside), 483 nucleotides. Lineage: Eukaryota; Metazoa; Chordata; Actinopteri; Atheriniformes; Atherinopsidae. The record is from the annotation of a GenBank genome assembly.